Molecule: messenger RNA, 1306 nt
Organism: Ostrea edulis (European flat oyster)
Lineage: Eukaryota; Metazoa; Mollusca; Bivalvia; Ostreida; Ostreidae
Product: E3 ubiquitin/ISG15 ligase TRIM25-like
Molecular function (GO): zinc ion binding
Source: RefSeq, a predicted model, not a curated record
UUCUUCCGUGUCGCCAUUUCCGUUUUUCGAUAGCGCCCCUCGCGGUGUAAUAUUUUUAAAUAGAACGCUCCAAGGCGUUUGAGUGGGAAGUCAAACGGCUUGCGUGACCUAGGCUACAACACCCGUUGAUAAGUGGUCCUGUCUUUUGGGGACAAGAUAUAUAUGAAUGGCGGAGUCACUAACAGGACCCCCUGGUGCUAAUCCUGUGGAUGACACAUUCCGUUGUCCGAUAUGUCUAGAAGAGGUGAGAAAUCCAAAGUACUUCCCAUGUUUCCAUACGUUUUGUGAGACUUGCAUUCAAACGUACAUUUCAAGUACGGCAGCACGUAAGGAUAACGAAACUGAAAGCCAUCGAAUGGGAUACGUGUGCAGAAAACGUAUCGAAGCUCCAAAUAACGACAUUACAAGCGAGGAGUGGGCGCUUGCUUUGACACAAAACAAAUUGAUUGUGAGCAUGUCGGUAGAUCCUAAGAAAGAGGAACAUAAAUUCUGCAUGUUUUACAAACGACAAGACAAAAGCGUUACUGCGAAGCAUUGGUGUAAAUCAUGCAUGAAAUCGAUCUGCGAUGAUUGUAACUGUUUUCAUUCGUAUGUUCCCAUUCUUCGAGGACACAAAAUCUUAAGCUUCUCGGAUGCACAGGACUUGAAAAAUGACAUAGAAGUCGAUGUGCCUUUUUCCAUACACGAGGGGAAAUUUCUUGAGGUAUACUGCACGGAUCACGACAAACUUUGCUGCAGCAUCUGUUUUGCCACCGAACAUAGAAAGUGUGAACAAGUACAGACCAUUGAAGAUGUAGCAACAGAGAUGAAUGAACACAGAGUUCAAAAUAAACUGACAUUGUUUAAAGAUCUGCUGGAAACUCUUAUGAAUAUGCGGGAAGAAUACAGAGAUAAAGUAACCACACUAAACAGCAGAAAACAGGAAAUCAUUUCAAGUGCUGAAAAGAAAGUUGAAGAAAUAAAAUCGCAGAUAGACAAGGCACAUGCACAGUGGUUAAAGAGAUUUGAACAGAAACACACAGAUUCUGUUGGAAACAUUGAGAUUGCUUCUGACGAAAUAAAACGACUUGCGACUACAAUAGGAGAUGCAAAAACUAUGGUACAAACGGUGAAAGAAAAUGGAUCUACCAAACAGAUUUUCGUCACUAAUCACAAAUUGGGGGUUCAGGUUUUAGAGCAUCUCAAUCGGUUACGGGCUUUGGAUAUCUGGGACUUUGUCCAGGAUUACAAUCAUCAGAACACAGAUUUCCUUCGUCAGAUCUGUAACGAUGGAUCGUUUCAGGAUGUCAGUUCUUCUGAAAUGUGA